This is a messenger RNA of Photinus pyralis (common eastern firefly), 1416 nucleotides long. Its product is annotated as sodium-coupled monocarboxylate transporter 2-like. The record is from RefSeq and is a predicted model, not a curated record. Gene Ontology annotation, biological process: sodium ion transport; transmembrane transport. Gene Ontology annotation, molecular function: symporter activity. Gene Ontology annotation, cellular component: membrane. The transcript is spliced from 7 exons. Bases 1 to 1416 code for a protein of 471 amino acids. NCBI's taxonomy places the organism in Eukaryota, Metazoa, Arthropoda, Insecta, Coleoptera, Lampyridae.
AUGCCGUUCGAAAUAAUCGAUCAUGUUGUUUUCUACGGAUCGAUGGCUUUCAGCUUGGGUAUCGGGGUGUACUUCGGUUUUUGGAAGAAAUCCCACACCUCCGAUGGUUACCUCUUGGCCAAUCGACAGAUGAAGGUUAUACCCAUAACGAUCUCAAUGGUUGCGAGCUCAAUUUCAGGGAUAACGUUGCUUGGAUACAGUGGCGAGGUUUACGUGUAUGGAGCCAACAUUGUAUGGAUGUGUCUCAGCUGUGUGGUGGCGAGCGUUAUUGGGGGAUGCAUGUUCGUACCAGUUCUGACCAAAUUAAAGUCUCCAAACGUUUUUAAAUAUUUCGAGUUAAGGUUUGAUAGAAGAACUAAGAUACUGGCGUCCUGUGCGUACACAUUGUACGUUUUGUUCUUUAGUUCAGUUGUGGCAUACGCACCGGCAAUUGCAUUUUCCCAAGUAACUGCUGUGCACCCACAAAUUGUGGCGUCCCUUGUUUGCGUUGUUUGUGUGUUCUACACGAGCGUUGGGGGAUUUAGAGCAGUGGUGUGGACUGAUGUGUUUCAGUUUUUUGGAAUAAUCGCGGGUGUUAUCGUCGUAGCCGUGCUGGGAAUAGCCUCCGUAGGCGGUGUGGGAGCUGUCAUAGAAAAAGCAUCAAACGGACAUAGACUGAAUUUUAACAUAGAUCCUACCCAAAGGGACGGAUUUUGGCAAAUGUUGCUUGGUAGUACGACGACAUGGAUUUUCAUUCUAUCUUUGCAACCUGGGACUGUACAAAAAUAUUUAUCACUGUCGACAUCUAAGAAUGUGACAAGAGUAAUGGUUCUCCAAUGCUUUGGGAUCGCAACGAUAUCCUUCGUGAGUAUUUUUAUGGGACUCAUUGUGUAUGCAAAGUACGACGGCUGUGAUCCUCUCACGACCGGUGAAGUUGCCCGCUCUGAUCAAAUUCUACCCUAUUUCCUAGUAGAUGUUGUUCGAGAUAUUCCUGGGUUGUCUGGUAUUUUUAUUGCGGGACUCUUUAGUGCCUCACUUAGUACACUUUCUGCAUCACUCAAUACAUUAGGAGCGACUGUAUAUGGAGACCUGAUGUCCUUGCAUGUCUUUCGAGGUAUAAUGAAGGACAAGGAAAGUUUGAUUUUAAAAUUGAUAGUCGUGGGAUCCGGUGGAAUCUGUACGGCUUUGACCUGCGUUGUUCAGCAUAUGGGAGGCAUUAUACCGUUUGCAAUGGUCAUCGUGGGGCUGCUAAAUGGCAUAUUUUGUGGAUUAUUUUCUCUAGGGAUGAUCUUCCCUAGAGCGAACUCAAAGGCAGAAACUAUCGCCGCAUUUUUUCCCCAGCACUAUGAGACUAAAUCGUGUUUAUUCGAAGGCUACAUCGAAAUAAGCCAGUGGAUGCCAUCGUGUUCACGUAUGCGGAGCCGUCGUGGAAAAUAG